CGUAUCACGAUGCUUUGGCUCCUGAAGGCCACGUGACGUCGGAUCUCAUGCUUUUCGGUUCCGUUCUUGCCACGAUACUUGUGAUUGUUGUUACCGUACAAGUGGCACUGGAGACCGCGUACUGGACGAUAAUAAAUUUCAUCACGUUAUUUGCGUCGUUACUGUGGUACUUCACCCUGACUUACGCCUAUUAUUACAUUUUCGGGUCGUCGUACAUCGGAUCGUUGAAGAAAGCUAUGGGUGAUGCGAACUUCUGGUUCACGCUGUUCCUCAUCAUAGCAAUCUUGAUUCUGCCUAUAAUUGCGAAGAGGUUCUACUUCUACGAUAUUUAUCCGACGCUUUCAGAUCGCGUUCGGCUCAAGCAGCGGGAAGCCAAACGAACCCACCAACCGCAAGAGUUUCACCGAAUCAGUUCAGCUAUCCGACGCUCGAGACGUUCCUUGCGAUCGGGCUACGCGUUCUCUCACCAGGAAGGAUUUGGUCGACUCAUCACGACGGGAAAGAUCAUGCGUCGUGGGCUUCGAGCCAAGUCGCCGACGUCACGCGACUUGGGAAAGGUGGUCAGCAACGCGAACGCCGCCCAGGGC
Notodromas monacha is the source of this 587-nucleotide messenger RNA. The record is from the annotation of a GenBank genome assembly. NCBI's taxonomy places the organism in Eukaryota, Metazoa, Arthropoda, Ostracoda, Podocopida, Cyprididae.